Molecule: messenger RNA, 1590 nt
Organism: Echinococcus granulosus
Lineage: Eukaryota; Metazoa; Platyhelminthes; Cestoda; Cyclophyllidea; Taeniidae
Exons: 9
Coding region: 1-1590 (529 amino acids)
Source: RefSeq, a predicted model, not a curated record
AUGAUGUGGUUUGAGGCGAUUGGGCCUCGCCGCUCUCCGUGGUCGACUCAUCUCUACGGUAUAAAUGCGAGCAAGGUAUCGCAAGCUGAAUCGGGCUUAUCAGCACCACCUAUUCAUCGGUCGGCUGACGAAGCAACAACGCGGACUAUGAAGAACCUGGGGAAGUAUUUCAAAAGCACUGGCACUCGUCAGAAGGAAGAAACAAAUGGAAGAGUUUUCGCAGGCACUGAUAAAAUAGUCAAUGUGGCAAAAAAGACCGAGGGAACCAAUCUAGACGAAAAGGUGCGUACUCUGGAGGCUCAGCUGAAAGCAAAGGACGAGGAGCUAACGGAGAAGAACAACACGAUCAAGUGCCUUCAAGAAUUCAGUGCAGGCAUUGGACUUAGAUCCUCUGCCGUUGACUUUUACCACGUCAAGGACAAGGCCUACAGACAGUUGAUCGAGGACACGCAACAGUUGUAUCGCGAGUUGGAGGAUUUCGAUAAACUAGUGAAUUCCGAUGACAAGAGCAGGUACGAGCCACCGAUGCCGCCUCCAGGGACACUUUUGAGCUCGUCGAAUGCAGUGAGCGCUAAAGAUGCAAUUGUGCCGCGUCACUAUCAACGCAAUGCCCGUAAUUCCUCUGCCGGAGGCUCAGGCCCUGCUGGAGGUAACUCGAAAUUAGCCAACAUUCGAAGAAGCUGGGAGGAGCGUAAUCUAAAGAUUCUUGACCUAAACGACCGUUUGAAAGCUGCCUACGAUCUGAUCGCAAAACUAAGUAAGGCGAACUCAGCGGUGAGUACAGGGGAUGCUAAAGGUCAGAUCACCACGACUUUGGUGCCGAAGACACAAAAGGCACCGCAACGGGAUGCCCCCCCAGAGCCGACCCUGUGGUACAUACCAGAGAAGGGUGGAGUGAAUGCCAAGCAGAAGAAUUUGCUUCUGUCAUUGGUUGGUGAUGAGGCGAAUGAGGAAUCAGAGGAGGAAGACCGGAAUCAAGCUCAGCCAGCCAUGGGCCAUGGAUCCACAGUGAACGAUUCUGCACCAACUUUGUUGGGCUCAAACUUCUACAACGACAUGUACGACGAUGGAGAAAAACCGGAAUGGUUGAAUGAAAUUGGCGAAAUCGAAAUAGUCCCUGUGCAAGCGGCGCUUCUCUACUCACUUGAGCGGAAGUCUGCAGAAGUGGGAAAAAACAAAGACCAUCAGGGUUCAGUAAGUGAGGCGGUGAAGGAGGCAACGGCAUUCCCCAAUACUCCACCCUCCUCUUCUAAGCCUCAGGAGAUGCGUUACGCUUCAGAAAAGAUGCCAUCUCAAAGAUCCAUCAGAUCGAACGGUUACGAUUCUGAUGUGUCAGAUGAUGAAAAAAUGAAGUCGAAUACGGGCGCUAGUGAUAGACACAAUCCGAGCUAUCAAGACCAAACGACAGCAAAUGAAUCUUCAAAACCGGUGAUAUCUAGCACACACCAGCUCUACAUGUCAGGAGGAAAGUGGAGCAGUCACGAGACUGCUGGAAGCUAUCAAAAGGAACCAAUCUCUCAGGUUCAACCAAGGUCCUCCGCGAGACCCGUUCACCAACAAUCAUAUGGCUACAAUUCCGAUGUUGAUUGA